Messenger RNA from Saprolegnia diclina VS20, 1103 nucleotides. Its product is annotated as replication factor C subunit 3/5. Gene Ontology annotation, biological process: DNA repair; DNA-templated DNA replication. The record is from RefSeq and is a predicted model, not a curated record. The coding region runs from base 23 to 1081 and encodes 352 amino acids. Gene Ontology annotation, molecular function: DNA binding; DNA clamp loader activity. Gene Ontology annotation, cellular component: nucleus; DNA replication factor C complex. The transcript has 4 exons. NCBI's taxonomy places the organism in Eukaryota, Oomycota, Saprolegniomycetes, Saprolegniales, Saprolegniaceae.
CUCGGACCCCACAAGUGGCUUGAUGCUGUGGGUCGACGCGCACCGCCCGACGAGCCUCGACCGCCUGGACUUCCAUGCGCCGAUCAGCGACCGCCUCAAGCGCCUAGCGGCCUCGGAAGAGCUGCCCCAUCUGCUCAUCUAUGGGCCCUCGGGCGCGGGCAAGAAGACUCGCGUCAUGGCGCUCCUCAAGGAGCUCUAUGGCCCGAACGCGCUCAAGACGCGCCUCGAGCACAAGACGUUCAAGCACCCGACGCAGUCCAAGAAGGUCGAGAUCACGACGGUCGCCUCCAACUACCACAUUGAGAUGAACCCAUCCGACGUUGGCAACGACGACCGGCUCGUGGUCCAAGAGGUCAUCAAGGAAAUCGCCAUGUACCGCUUGGCCGACACGAACGCGCAAAAGCAGUUCAAGGUCGUCGUCCUCGUCGAAGUCGACCAGCUCUCCAAGGCCGCGCAGCACGCGCUGCGUCGUACGAUGGAAAAGUACACGGGUUCGUGUCGCCUCAUCCUCUGCUGCAACAGCCCGUCCAAGGUCAUUGACCCGCUGCGCUCGCGUUGCCUUGGCAUCCGCAUCGGCGCGCCGACGCACGACGAGAUUGUCAGCGUCCUGCAAAAGGUCUGCGUCAAGGAGAACCUCACGUUCUGCGCGCCCUUGGCCAUGGAGAUUGCGAAAAAAUCCGAGCGCAACCUGCGCCGCGCGUUGCUCAUGCUCGAGACCUGCCGCGUCCAAACCUACCCGUUCAUGCCCGACCAACCGAUCCCGCUGCCCGAGUGGGAAGAGUACAUUGCCGGUCUCGCCAAGGACGUGCUCCAGGAACAGAGCCCCGGGAGUCUCCUCAAGGCCCGCGACAAACUCUACGAGCUCCUCUCCAACUGCAUUCCGUCCGACAUCAUCCUCAAGGUCCUGCUUCGCGAGCUCACGUGUCGCCUCGACGACGACCUCAAGCACGAGCUCGCCCACUACGCCGCCUACUACGAGCACCGCCUCCAGUGCGGCCAGAAGGCCAUCUUCCACCUCGAAGCGUUCCUCGCCAAGUUCAUGACCAUCUACAAGAAAUUCCUCCUCGACUUUUACAUGUAAUUAACUGACAUCUCCUACUCCA